UAUGGAAUGUUCUAGGAGUCUGUGACCUUUGAGGAUGUGGCUGUGAACUUUACCCAAGAGGAGUGGGCUUUGCUGGAUCCUUCUCAGAAGAAUCUCUACAGAGAUGUAAUGCUGGAAACCUUCAGCAACCUCGCUUCUAUAGGGAACAGAUGGAGAGAGCAGAACAUGAAAGAUCAGCAUACAAACCCUGGGAGAAGUCUAAGCCACACCAUCUCUCACUCUGGAUAUAAACCAUAUGUGCAUGAAGAAUAUGGACAGAAGCUGUAUAAGUGUGAACAAGGUGGGAAAACCUUCAUUUCUCUUACAAGUGUACAAGGACACUUGGCAUCUCACAGUGUAAAUGGACCAUAUGAGUGUAAAGUAUGUUUCAAAGCCUUUGAUUUUCUCAAAUCAUUUAGAGUACAUCAACAGACUCACAGUGUGAAGCUUCACAGUAUAGAAAAUCCCUAUGACUGCAAGCAAAGUGCAGACACCUUUGUUUGUUGUAGUUCUUUUCAAAUACAUGGAAGAAUUUACACUGUAGAAAAAUCUUACGAAUGUAAACAAUGUGGAAAAGCCUUCAGACAUCUCAGCUACCUUCGAGUACAUAAAAGAACCCAUAAUGAGGAAAAUCCCUACAAAUGUAAGCAGUGUCGAAAAGCCUUCAAAGAUCACAGUUCCCUUCAUGUACAUGAAAGAAGUCACAAUGGAGAAAAACCCUAUGAAUGUAAACAAUGUGGAAAAAACUUCAGAUAUAUUGGUCACUUUCGAGCACAUCAAAGACGUCAUACUGGAGAAAAAUUCUAUGAAUGUAAACAAUGUGGAAAGGCCAUUAAACAUCUUAGUUACCUUCAAAUACAUGAACGAAUGCACAGUGAAGGAAAACCCUAUGAAUGUAAACAAUGUGGUAAAAUGCUCAGUAGUUCCAGUUCUCUUAAAUUACAUGAAAGAACUCAUACCAGAGAAAAACCAUGUGAAUGUAAACAUUGUGGUAAAAUUCUUAGUUCUUCCAAGUCCCUCCAAAGACAUGAAAAAAUUCAUACUAGGGAUAGACCCCAUGAAUGUAAACAAUGCCAUAAAGCCUUCAGAGACCACAGCUCCCUUCAAGUGCAUGAAAGGAUUCAUACUGGAGAAAAACCUUAUGAAUGUAAACAAUGUGGAAAAAACUUCAGAUAUCUCGGUCACUUUCGCGUACAUCAAAGACGUCAUACUGGAGAAAAACCAUAUGCAUGUAAACAAUGCGGCAAAGCCUUCAGUGAUCAUAGUUGUUUCCGAAGACAUGAAAAAACACAUACUGUAGAAAAACCCUACCAAUGUGAGCAAUGUUUUAAAGUCUUCAAAUACCACCUUUCCCUUCGAAGACAUGAAAGAACUCAUACUGGUGAAAAACCAUAUGAAUGCAAAGAGUGUGGUAAAGCCUUCAGAGACCACAGCUCCCUUCAAGUACAUGAAAGGGUUCAUACUGGAGAAAAACCUUAUGAAUGCAAACAGUGUGGAAAAGCUUUCCGGUAUCUCAACUACCUUCAAGUACACGAAAGAACUCAUACUGGAGAAAAACCCUAUGAAUGUAAACAGUGUGGCAAAGCUUUCAUGUGUCUUGGCUACCUUCGAGUACAUGAAAACACUCAUACUGGAGAAAAACCCUACCAAUGUAAACAGUGUUUUAAAGUCUUCAAAUAUCACCUAUCUGUUCGAAGACAUGAAAGAACUCAUACUGGAGAAAAACCUUAUGAAUGUAAAUACUGUGGUAAAGCCUUCAGAUACCAUAGCUCCCUUCAAGUACAUGAAAGAAUUCACACUGGAGAAAAACCCUACAAAUGUAAACAGUGUGGAAAAGCCUUCCGGUAUCUCAACUACCUUCAAGCACAUGAAAGAACUCAUACUGGAGGAAAACCAUAUCACUGUAAACAGUAUGGGAAAGCCUUCAGAAAUGUAUUACCUUUAAGUACAGGAACAUGCAGUGAAGGAAAUCCCUAUGUAUAUACAUAAUAUGGCAAAGCUCUUAGUUCUAGUCCCUUGAAUUACAUAAAGGAACUCAUUGAAGAAAAAAUGUGAGCAAACUAUGUGGUAAAGUUCUUAGCUCUUCCAAGUCUUUUUGAAGACAGAAGAAAAUAUAUGCCUGGAAUAAAUUCUAUACUUGUAAACAAUGUGGUAAAGCCUUCAGUCCUUACCAGUCCUUUCAAUGACAGAAAAGAACUACUGAAGAAAAGUUCUAUGAAUGUAAACCAUAUGUGAAGUCCUUCAUAGGUCACAAUUUGCCAUGAAGACACACAUACUGGAGAAGAUCCUAUGAAUGUAAACAGUUCACUAAAGCCUUCAGAGAUCACAGUUCCCUUCAAGUGCAUGAAAGAGCAUGAACUAGUAUUGAGGUUUGUUAAAUGAUUUUCUGUAUCUCUUGGGAUGAUCUUGCUUUUUCUAAUAUGUAUUAUCUUUCAAAUAUGAAAACAUGGCUUUUAUAGGUUCAAUCCCUUUUGAUAUGGGAUAUAAGAAUUUUUACACUUGCUUUUCUAAUACUUUUUUGAGGCCUUUGUGUCCUUAUUAAAGGGAUUUUUUUAAUAGUACUGGGCUUGAACUGUGCUCAAAAAUUUUUUAUACCUUAUAGCAUGUAUUUAGUGUAUAUAAAGUGUGUUUUAUGCAUGUGUAAUGUAAACAUAUUUAAUAUGUAGAAUAUAGCAUGUUUGUGUAUAAGCAUAUGUUAUAUAUAACUGGUUUAUAUUUUAUGUAAUUAAAAUUACAU
Dipodomys ordii (Ord's kangaroo rat) is the source of this 2716-nucleotide messenger RNA. RefSeq names its product zinc finger protein 709-like. Lineage: Eukaryota; Metazoa; Chordata; Mammalia; Rodentia; Heteromyidae. The record is from RefSeq and is a predicted model, not a curated record.